AUGGUUACCAUCACGAGCUUUAUUUCUCGUGAUGUGAGAUUUCCGAAGACAUCAUUAGAUCAGACAGGGUCGGAUGGCAUGAACACCAAUCCAAACUACUCGGCUGCCUACUGCAUUUUGCAUACAGACACCGAACAUUCGGGUCAUGGACUGACGUUCACGAUUGGUCGAGGCAAUGAGUUAGUUUGCGCCGCCAUUGAUGCAAUAGCUGCCAUGCUUGUCGGAAAGAAUCUGCAGGAAAUCACAGCUGAUUGGGGUCGAACUUGGAGGCAAUUAACGUCCGAUUCUCAACUGCGUUGGGUUGGCCCAGAGAAAGGCGUUAUCCACAUGGCACUUGGUGCAGUUGUCAACGCAGCCUGGGACCUCUGGGCCAAAUAUCUGGGAAAGCCAUUAUGGAAGGUUGUGGCAGACAUGAGCCCUGAAGAAGUCGUACGCUGCAUCGACUUUCGAUAUAUUACGGACGCGCUGACCCCAGAGGAAGCAAUUCGGCUCUUGAAGGAUGUAGAGAGUGGAAAGGCAGAGCGAAUAGCCGAAGCGGAGCGAAACCAGGCAGUUCCUGCGUACACAACUAGCGCAGGCUGGUUGGGUUAUAGUGAAAAUAAAAUGAAGGAGUUGUUACGGGACUCACUCAAGCAAGGGUUUAAGUAUUUCAAACUGAAGGUCGGAGCCAAUAUCGACGAAGAUCGGAGGAGAUUGACCAUUGCAAGAGAGAUCAUUGGCUAUGACAAGGGUAAUACACUCAUGAUCGACGCAAAUCAGGUCUGGUCUGUUCCAGAGGCUGCUGAAUACAUGGAUUCUCUUGUCGAGUUUCGACCGUGGUUUAUUGAGGAGCCAACAUCUCCGGAUGACAUUCUCGGUCAUGCCACCAUUAGAAAGUCAUUAAAUGGGAGGGUUGGAGUUGCAACUGGGGAAAUGGUCCAGAAUCGAAUCAUGUUCAAGCAACUUCUGCAAGCAGGUGCGGUAGACGUUCUCCAACCAGACGCCUGUCGAGUUGGAGGUGUCAAUGAAGUCCUUGCAAUCCUCCUCUUGGCUCGCAAAUUCAGAGUGCCGAUCGUUCCUCAUUCUGGUGGCGUAGGUCUUCCGGAGUAUACCCAACAUUUAAGCACCAUCGACUUUGUUGUUAUCAGUGGAAAAAAGAGCAUCCUUGAAUAUGUCGAUCAUCUCCAUGAACAUUUCCUGACCCCAGCGAGAAUAGAGCAGGGGUUUUACGUCACCCCGAUGGAACCUGGAUAUAGUGUACAAAUGAGGCCGGAGAUUAUUGACAAAUAUUUAUUCCCUGGAGCGGAGGGGCUUAGCUGGUGGACUUCGCAAGCAGGAAGAGACGCGAUAGAAGCGAGUAAACCGUGGUAA
Molecule: messenger RNA, 1350 nt
Organism: Talaromyces proteolyticus
Lineage: Eukaryota; Fungi; Ascomycota; Eurotiomycetes; Eurotiales; Trichocomaceae
Product: enolase C-terminal domain-like protein
Exons: 3
Coding region: 1-1350 (449 amino acids)
Biological process (GO): amino acid catabolic process; carbohydrate catabolic process
Molecular function (GO): L-fuconate dehydratase activity; magnesium ion binding
Source: RefSeq, a predicted model, not a curated record